Molecule: messenger RNA, 975 nt
Organism: Impatiens glandulifera
Lineage: Eukaryota; Viridiplantae; Streptophyta; Magnoliopsida; Ericales; Balsaminaceae
Product: ADP-ribosylation factor-like
Exons: 6
Coding region: 122-667 (181 amino acids)
Biological process (GO): intracellular protein transport; vesicle-mediated transport
Cellular component (GO): cytoplasm
Molecular function (GO): GTP binding; GTPase activity
Source: RefSeq, a predicted model, not a curated record
UCAGAGACUAACCAAUUACUCUGGAUCUGAAUUACCAGAAUUAAUCACGCCCUUCUAGAGAGAGAUUAGAGAGAGACUAUCAUCAUCUUCAAACAUUGGCGUUCAAGAGAAUUGAAACAAAAUGGGACUGUCUUUCACUAAGCUCUUCAGUCGGCUUUUCGCCAAGAAGGAAAUGAGAAUACUAAUGGUGGGUCUCGAUGCUGCUGGUAAGACCACAAUAUUGUAUAAGUUGAAGCUGGGAGAGAUCGUGACAACCAUUCCUACAAUUGGAUUCAAUGUCGAGACUGUUGAAUACAAAAACAUUAGUUUUACUGUGUGGGAUGUUGGUGGUCAGGACAAGAUUCGGCCUUUAUGGAGACAUUACUUCCAAAAUACACAAGGACUUAUUUUCGUGGUGGAUAGUAAUGACAGAGAUCGUGCAAUCGAGGCAAGGGAUGAACUUCACAGGAUGUUGAAUGAGGAUGAGUUAAGGGAUGCUGUGCUUCUUGUAUUUGCUAAUAAGCAAGAUCUUCCAAAUGCAAUGAAUGCUGCUGAGAUUACUGAUAAACUUGGCCUUCAUUCUCUUCGUCAACGCCAUUGGUAUAUUCAGAGCACAUGUGCUACAUCAGGAGAAGGGUUGUACGAAGGCUUGGAUUGGCUUUCCAAUAACAUUGCAACUAAGGUUUGAUAUUUUGAUCUUACUAAUGAUGAUGUUACAUGGAUUAUAUAUAUUUUAAUGUAACCCUCGUUUUGUUUUUCUUCUACAAGCAGCGUCAAGGAUAAUGUGUCGAUUCAACAACAAGAACAAUUGUCUGCGUUUUUUAGUUGAGUUGAGUUGAGUUAAGAUGAUGGGAGAUAUAAUAAUUUUGGAUGUUACUUUUUCAACAAAUAUUGAAUGAUUUCAUUUGAUGUCAAUUUACUAAUACUACUUGUUUGUAUGGUAAGUGACAUCAGUAGCUUCAAACAAUUAGGUAAGUAAUUUUUUUCUAUUAUUAU